This is a messenger RNA of Condylura cristata (star-nosed mole), 1041 nucleotides long. It is a transcript of the gene NAA20, whose product is annotated as N(alpha)-acetyltransferase 20, NatB catalytic subunit. The transcript has 6 exons. Gene Ontology annotation, biological process: N-terminal peptidyl-methionine acetylation. Bases 57 to 593 code for a protein of 178 amino acids. Gene Ontology annotation, cellular component: NatB complex. Gene Ontology annotation, molecular function: protein-N-terminal amino-acid acetyltransferase activity. The record is from RefSeq and is a predicted model, not a curated record. Lineage: Eukaryota; Metazoa; Chordata; Mammalia; Eulipotyphla; Talpidae.
CUUCCGGCAAGACGGGCUCGGGAUCCAAACGGGCCGGCUCGCAAGGCUGCGGCGAGAUGACCACGCUCCGGGCCUUCACAUGUGACGACCUGUUCCGCUUCAACAACAUUAAUUUGGAUCCACUUACAGAAACUUAUGGGAUUCCUUUUUACUUACAGUACCUCGCUCACUGGCCAGAGUAUUUCAUCGUUGCAGAGGCACCUGGUGGGGAGUUGAUGGGUUACAUUAUGGGUAAAGCAGAAGGUUCAGUAGCAAGGGAAGAAUGGCACGGGCAUGUCACCGCUCUGUCCGUUGCCCCAGAAUUUCGACGCCUUGGUUUGGCUGCUAAACUUAUGGAGUUAUUAGAGGAGAUUUCAGAAAGAAAGGGUGGAUUUUUUGUUGAUCUUUUUGUGAGGGUAUCCAAUCAGGUUGCAGUGAACAUGUAUAAGCAGCUGGGCUACAGUGUGUACAGGACCGUCAUAGAGUACUACUCUGCCAGCAAUGGGGAGCCCGAUGAGGAUGCUUAUGAUAUGAGGAAAGCACUUUCCAGGGACACUGAGAAGAAAUCCAUUAUACCAUUACCCCAUCCUGUGAGGCCUGAAGACAUUGAAUAACCAUGGGCAGUGGUUCUUAGGCUGAGGCUCCAGAUUUUUUAUGGACUGUAGUUUUUUCAUUAAAUAAUCUUGGAGCUUUAUUAGGAGAAAAGUAAUAUUUAGGUCUUAAAGACUUAAAAAAAUACAGGUUAUAAACUUACUUUAAAUCUUAUUUCCAGUUAGCAAUGUCAAACCUACUAAAGCUGUUCACUAUAAUAAAACUGAAUCAAAAAAGCAGGUAGGUCAGAAGGAAAUGUUCCACUGUUCAUAGUUAAUAACAUUCACUGUACAUUAGGGAAAAAACUUGCUCCACUCUCCUCCUAAAUUACGUGCCUGAGAACCACUGCUGCAUAUAUAUAUAUAUAUAUAUAUAUAAAAUUUUUUAUUGAAUUUAAUUAAUUGAAGCUUUAAAAACAUAUGAAAUGUAUAAAUCUAUGCUGUAUAAUAAAAUGCAUUGUGACCCUAUGAA